Messenger RNA from Fusarium keratoplasticum, 1050 nucleotides. RefSeq lists its product as uncharacterized. Lineage: Eukaryota; Fungi; Ascomycota; Sordariomycetes; Hypocreales; Nectriaceae. The coding region runs from base 1 to 1050 and encodes 349 amino acids. The record is from RefSeq and is a predicted model, not a curated record. Gene Ontology annotation, cellular component: cytosol; Golgi cisterna; trans-Golgi network. Gene Ontology annotation, molecular function: phosphatidylinositol-4-phosphate binding. Gene Ontology annotation, biological process: Golgi organization; Golgi vesicle budding; Golgi to plasma membrane protein transport. The transcript has 4 exons.
AUGUCAUCGGGAUUGACGCGACGCCGUGGUGCGGGCGGCGCAGGUCCCUCAGCUGAGGGAGACGCCAGCAACGGUUCUGGCCCCAGAACGAGCACCCCCAACACCAGGGACAGCGGCCCCGAGACGAGCUACGAGAACACCGAGAAUGGCCACAAGAUCGCGUUCGACCCUCGAGACAUUAGCGAGAGCGCUGAGCGAAGCAAGCAGCCCAAGCUCACCCUUAUGGAGGAGGUUCUGCUGCUUGGUCUCAAGGAUAAGCAGGGCUACCUCUCUUUCUGGAACGACAACAUUUCCUACGCCCUCCGAGGAUGCAUCGUCAUCGAGCUCGCCUUCCGUGGUCGCAUCGCAAUGGAGAAGGAUGCUUCCAGGCGACGAUUCCCUCUCGCAGACCGCAAUAUCGAAGUCAUAGAUGAUACCCUCACCGGCGAGGUCCUCCUCGACGAAGCCCUCAAGAUGAUGAAGCAGAGCGAAAAGAUGAGCGUCGCAACCUGGAUUGACCUGAUGAGCGGCGAGACAUGGAACCUGAUGAAGAUCGGAUACCAGCUCAAGCAGGUCCGAGAGCGCCUUGCCAAGGGCCUCGUCGACAAGGGAAUCCUUCGCACCGAGAAGCGCAACUUCCUGCUCUUUGACAUGGCCACCCACCCCGUCGCUGAUGGUGGCGCCAAGGAAGAGAUCCGUCGCCGCGUCCGCAACAUCCUCACCCAACGAACCGUCGUCCUCAACGGUAGCCAGUUCCUCCCCGAGUCGCUCGAGUUCCGUUACACACGCAGCAUCGCCAUGGUUUGCGCCGCCUACGCCGCUAACGUCCUCGAGAACGCCUUGUCAACCCUUGGCCACGAGGCCCGCGAGAGGGCCUUUGCGCAGACAGAUGAUCUGCUCGCUGACUACAGCCAGUGGCCGUUUGGCAAGAAGGCUGUGCAGAAUGGCAUUGGAGCCAACCUGCCCCAGGCGAUUGCAGAUGAGGUCAACAGCGGCAAGGACAAGGAGCUUCAACUCGAGGUUGUUGCGGCCUGUUUGAGCGUCUUCACCCGACUCGAUUCCCUCCUAUAG